AUGUGUGAUACAAGUGAUUAUGCAAUUGGUGCUGCACUGGGACAAAGGAAAGAGAAGUUGCAUGUUAUCGACUAUACAAGCAAGGUAUUAAAUGAUGCUCAAAGAAACUACACUACAACUGAAAAAGAGUUGUUGACAGUGGUUUAUGCUUUUGACAAAUUCAGGUCAUAUUUGAUUGGUUCCAAAAUUGUUGUAUACACUGAUCAUGCUGCUCUCAAGUAUAGAGUGACUCACAAAAUUGCAAUACCAUACCACCCACAAACUAGUGGUCAGGCUAAAAUAUCAAACAGAGAGCUUAAGAGGAUAUUGGAGAAGACAGUUGGAGCUACUAGGAAGGACUGGGUAAGAAAGCUGGAUAAUGCACUAUGGGCUUAUAGAACAGCAUUCAAGACACCCAUUGGAAGGUCUCCAUAUCAGCUUGCGUAUGGCAAGACGUGCCAUCUUCCUACAGAGCUAAAGCACAAAGCCUUUUGGGCUACCAAGUUUCUUAAUCUUGAAGCUCAAAUAGCAGGGGAGAAAAGGCUAUUACAACUCAAUGAAAUGGAAGAAUUCAGAUUAGAAGCCUAUGAGAAUGCUAGAAUAUAUAAAGAGAGGACUAAGAGGUGGCAUGACAAAAGGAUUGCAAAUCUUUGA
Messenger RNA from Arachis ipaensis, 633 nucleotides. RefSeq lists its product as uncharacterized. Gene Ontology annotation, molecular function: nucleic acid binding. Lineage: Eukaryota; Viridiplantae; Streptophyta; Magnoliopsida; Fabales; Fabaceae. The record is from RefSeq and is a predicted model, not a curated record.